Seminavis robusta is the source of this 1294-nucleotide messenger RNA. The record is from the annotation of a GenBank genome assembly. NCBI's taxonomy places the organism in Eukaryota, Bacillariophyta, Bacillariophyceae, Naviculales, Naviculaceae.
UGGUCUACGAUCCGCACCUACCGUGCUUUUUGUUCAGCAAGCUACAAGAGUCAUAGGGACUACAAGGUUUUUUCGAGUAGCGAAGUCAUUCAUUCACUCACUCACAGAAAGUUGCAAAUAAACGUAUGGUUAGCGCGCUCGAACAUGGCGUCCAACCAACUAGCUGAAGCCAUUUUGUCCAACUCCCUGAGCCAGGUAACAUUCCAUUUGGAUGCUGGGACCAGCGUUGAUAGCAAGUUUGAUUCGAAGUGUUUGCACAUCUUAGAUCAGCUAACGGGUGCCGAGGAUGCCGAGGAUGACGAGGAUGAAGAUACAGAAGAUGUUCCUGGUCACGUCAAAGUCGCACUCUACAGCACCCUUGGGUUUGCUUAUCCUCUACAUUUGGCAGUAGUGAAUCUGUAUCAUUCUGUGAAAGAGAGGGCUCUUUAUGAUUCUGCCUUGAGGAUAUUGGAUCUUCUUCUGACCCGCGGAGCAGAUACUUCCAAAUGCAGCAAAUGGCUGAUCCUGUGCAACAUUUCAGGAUGGAAUUGGAGUCCUUUUGUUUCUGAUGCCAAGAGUUACACUCCUCUAGAUUUGGCCCUCUUCUUCAAGAGACAUCCCAUCUGUGUUUAUAAAGCUGAGACCCACGCCGUCAUGGAGGCAGCCAUCAAAUGGAUCCAGAAAAAGGCAAAGAAGUCUCCCACAGCUCCAAUCAAGACUGUCCCCGUUGUGGCGGAAGUUGCCGCGGCGUGGAAAUCUUUGCUCUGUUCUGAGGAAUUCAGUGAUGUUUCCUUCCAAUGCUCAGACGGGGUUUCUCUUCCUUCUCAUAGGAACAUCUUGGCAGCUGCGUCUCCCUACUUUGCAACAGCCCUGAACGGUCAAUGGUCUGAGGUGAGCUCUGGAACAUGGAAGCCCAGCUACCCAUCCACUAUCAUCCGACCCAUCCUGGAACUGAUCUACACUGGCAAAGUUCCACAAGACUUUUUCAAUGAAGAUCCCCUGAUGCUGUUCAACUGCGCCUCGGAGUACGAUAUCAAACCUGCCAUCAAGCUAGCAACCAAUGCGUGCAUUCAAAAGUUGGGUGUCUCCAAUGUCAAACCUACUUUGCAGGCUGCUCAUUUGCACCACAGCACCAAGAUCAAGAUAGCCUGUUUUCGUUUUGUCCAAUCCAAUGCAACCAGGGUUCUCACAGAUGCUCGUUUCAUGACUUUGGCUCAGGAAUAUCCCGAAUUAUGGUCGGAGCUCACCAAAGCCAUUUCUUCGAAUGACAACGAAAACGCAUCCAGGAAGAGGUCUCGAGCAGAAUAGGAUCUUU